AUGGCUUCCCAAAACACCGAUGCGCCAGUAUAUACUCUGGCUGAAGGACGUCCUGUUCAAGAUCCAACAGCCCAGACGGUACUUCGAGGCUCGCCGCUCAAAGGUGGUGGUCUCGCUCUACUCUCAGACACUCAGCUCAUUGAGACGCUUGCGCACUUUCCCCGCGAAAGGAUACCAGAGAGAGUUGUACAUGCAAAGGCUGCAGGAGCAUGGGGAGAGUUUGAAGUCACUCACGACAUUUCGCACAUCACAUCCGCCAACUUCCUGAACAAGAUCGGAAAGAAGAUCAAAGUCCUAGCUCGUAUCUCUACCGUCGCUGGAUCGAAGGGAUCUUCAGACACCGUCCGCGACAUCCGAGGAUGGGCACUGAAGUUCUUCACCGACGAGGGAAACUGGGAUAUGGUUGGAGAUGACCUACCCGUCUUCUUCAUCCGCGAUCCCGUGAAAUUUCCAUUUCUAAAUCGCUCCCAUCAAGCACACCCGCAGACACAUGUCCCGGACUCUACUAUGUUCUGGGACUUCCACAACAAUAACCAGGAAGGAAUGCAUGCGCUCAUGCAAUUAUUUGGCAACCGAGGCGUGCCGGAAUCUCUGCGAAACAUCACCGGCUACGGUGUCCACACUUUCAAAUUCGGCAAACCUGAAGAUAGAUCUUUCAAAUACGUAAAGAUCCACUUCAAGCCUGAUGCCGGCAACGUUACUAUGAAGUCUGCAGAUGCAGCGCGACUUGCAGGCGAAGAGCCAGAUUACCAUGUUAUGGAUCCCAAAGAGGCGGAAAACUACCGCUGGAAUAUUUUCGAUGCUACUAGGAUCUGGCCGCACGCGGACUACCCGCCCAUUCCAGUCGGCAAACUCACGCUAAACAAGAAUCCCGCGAACUACCACCAAGAUGUUGAGCAAGCGGCUUUCUCGCCAAGCACGUUAGUACCUGGCAUUGGUCCAUCAGCAGACAUCAUGCUUCAAGCAAGAAUGUUCAGCUACCCAGACGCGGCCCGUUACCGUGUUGGUCCAAAUUACCAACAACUGCCAUGCAACAGGGCCAAGAACGUUUACAGCCCCUACCAACGCGACGGUCCUAUGAGGAUGGAUGGAAACUAUGGUGCCGACCCCGACUACGUCCGCUCCUCAUUUCGUAAGAUUCAGUCCGGCCCACCGGAUGUUGCGCACGACAAGUGGGUUGGUGAAGUGAGCUCGUAUACAUCCGAGGUCACGGAUGAGGAUUUCGAGCAGCCGCGCAAUCUGUGGGCGUUGUGCAAGAAGUGGGGCGAUGACCAGAUCUUCAUUGACAACUUGAGCGGACAUAUGAAGAAGGCGUUGCCGCAGGUGCAGAGGGAAUCGAUCAAAAUGUUUGCCAAGGUCGACAAAGAGAUUGGUGAGAGGCUCGAGAAGGCAUUGGGUGAUUCGCUGUCCAUGAAGAAUGUGGACCAUGCAUACGCGACGUAUGGCCUGCAACCAACACUCGGCGGUGGAUACUAG
This is a messenger RNA of Alternaria postmessia, 1476 nucleotides long. RefSeq lists its product as uncharacterized. The record is from RefSeq and is a predicted model, not a curated record. The coding region runs from base 1 to 1476 and encodes 491 amino acids. Gene Ontology annotation, molecular function: catalase activity; heme binding. The transcript is spliced from 7 exons. NCBI's taxonomy places the organism in Eukaryota, Fungi, Ascomycota, Dothideomycetes, Pleosporales, Pleosporaceae. Gene Ontology annotation, biological process: hydrogen peroxide catabolic process; response to hydrogen peroxide. Gene Ontology annotation, cellular component: mitochondrion; peroxisome; cytoplasm.